Messenger RNA from Rotaria sp. Silwood1, 729 nucleotides. The record is from the annotation of a GenBank genome assembly. NCBI's taxonomy places the organism in Eukaryota, Metazoa, Rotifera, Eurotatoria, Philodinida, Philodinidae.
AUGUAUCUAUUUUCUCGAAUAAAUCAUUUACGUGUACGUUCAGAACAAAUUAAAAUUCCAAUUAAUGAACAAAAUCUUAUAAUAAAUUUAGCGAAAAAAAUUCUUAAUAGUCCAUUAAAAAUUUUAGCUAUUGAUUUUGAUAAAACAUUAAUUGAUGAUGAUAGUGGAAGUUCAAUGAGUUUUGAAAAUAUUUAUAUUCGUAAUCAAUUUUUUUGGCUUAUUAAACAUAUAAUUCAACAUAAAUGGAUUUGUAUUACUAGUUUUAAUGAAAAUACACCAACUACAUUCAAUGAAAAUCUUGUUACGCAAACUAUAGUUCGUCGUCUUUUAAAAUUAACUGAUAAAAAUUUAUCUCGUCAUUCAAUAAAUAAACGACUUGCUCAAGAAUAUAAAAUUAUUAUUGAAUCAUAUCCUAGUCGAUCUUAUGGAAAAAUCGAACAUAUACAAAAUUGUAUUAAUCAAAUUCAACAAAUUUCAUCAUAUUCAUUCGAUAUUCAACCAUAUCAUGUAGCUCUCUUUGAUGAUAAUCAAAUGAAUAUAAAAGAAGCUAAAAAAUAUUUUCCAGCUGUAUUAAUUCCAAUUAAUGAAUUUAAUACAAGAUCAAAAUCUAUAGAACCAAUGAUAUCUUUAAUUGAUCAACUUACACAACAAUCAUGGAAUGAAUAUGAAAAAACAAAAACAAAAAGAAAAUAUUCCAGAGGUGAUAGAUUACAAGGAUCUGAAUUCUAA